AUGAAGGCACAAACUUUCCUUGUCGCAACUCUUUUAUUCUUCACAACCUCGUUGGCUGCCCCGCAAUCUUACGCAGAUUUAGCAGGGGGGCGCAGGGGGGCUCAUCUUGUUCAAAGAGCUGAAGGCGAUCUUCCACCAGGAGCUUUCAAAACAAUCAUGAUCAAGCAGCUCACUGCUGCCAUAAAGGAUCCAAAAGUUCUUUCCACGUUAGAAGCAGUCCCAGCAGAUGUUUUUGACAAAUUGUAUGGAUUAGAGGGGACACAACUGGCUACGGCGGUAAAGUCCCUUCUUUCUGGGCAGACCCCACAAGGAAUUUAG
Orbilia oligospora ATCC 24927 is the source of this 318-nucleotide messenger RNA. RefSeq lists its product as uncharacterized. Bases 1 to 318 code for a protein of 105 amino acids. The record is from RefSeq and is a predicted model, not a curated record. NCBI's taxonomy places the organism in Eukaryota, Fungi, Ascomycota, Orbiliomycetes, Orbiliales, Orbiliaceae. The transcript has a single exon.